Molecule: messenger RNA, 1210 nt
Organism: Abrus precatorius (Indian licorice)
Lineage: Eukaryota; Viridiplantae; Streptophyta; Magnoliopsida; Fabales; Fabaceae
Exons: 7
Coding region: 200-808 (202 amino acids)
Source: RefSeq, a predicted model, not a curated record
GUUGAGUCACCGCCAUCUAUACCUAGCAUAAAUACCUCACCCUUCUCUUUCUUUUUUAUUUCACCCUCCAAUAUUAGUUUCUACGCGAUUUUCUGUAUCUCUUCAUCGCCUUUGAGUACCAAGCAAAACCCUAACACAGUCUCGUUCGAUUUCAAUUUGCAACUCCGUUGCAGUUAUUCAAUUCCACCUUCACCGAAGAAUGGCAGCUAAACCUCUAACAACGGAGGCAAUUGCGCUUACGGAAAAGAAGAUGGACAUGACACUAGAUGACAUAAUCAAAAUGUCUAAAAAUACGAGGAAUAGGAAGCAAAGAAGGGUUGUGAACAAAAGUCAAAAAUUUUCAAACAAUUUUACUCAAGAUAAGUCUUCAAAGGUGCAGCGUUAUAUGGAUUCAAGAGCUUCUCUUAGACAGGGGGCUCUUGCAAAAAGAAGGUCUAAUUUCCAGGGAAACCAAUUUCCUGUUGCAGUUGAAGUUGCACGAAAAGCUGUUACUGCUCCUCUGCGUAAUAGAGUUCCUAAUCGUAAUAGGGUGGCUAACUGGAAUAAAGCAAGAUUUCGAGUUCCUACAAGUCAGAGAAGGGUUGCUAAUGGAGGCAUCACUUCCAAGCAACCACUUCCUUCCCCUCAGAAGCAGCAGGCGAAUGUGGAUAUAAUGCCCAAGCAAAAGCCUCAGACGCUGGAUUCACUGUUUGCAAACAUGAAGGAGCAAAGAAUGAGAGUUCUGUCAAUGCAGAAUAAUGCUGUGCAGCGCAAUGGAGGUGGAAAUCGGAGGCUCCCAUGGGGAAGAGGUCGAUUUGGCAACUACUAAUAUGUUGGCUUGAAUAGGAAUUUGAUGAUAUCAUUUUCAGAACUUAUGUCUUGGCCCGCUGCUUCUAUACUCCUGGGUUGAUGCAACUGGAAAUUUUCUCGUGCAGCAGUGAACUCUAGAUUUUUCCCCCCUGCUUCUUUGAAACUUGAACGUACUCGUGUUCUUUUUGCUCGUCCAUUGUAUAUUAGUUUCUUUGGUGGCUUAAUGUUUGACUGUGAUUCUUGUUUGUGUCUGUUCUAUAUACGCGGGCACGGAAUUCUGGUUUUUCUAAGUUUAUGUUUUAACCUCUUGUAUAUGAUGAGCUUUUCCACGCCCUUCUCAUGAAAACGGGACGCUAAAAUUCGGUUGAUGGUUGGUGUUUUUAAGUGCGGCUCUUAUCCGUGUAUAAAUCUGGUUUUUUUG